UUUUAAAGGAUUUAUAGGAUAUCGAGAAUUAAUGUGGAUAUCGAGAAAUUUAAAAUAUAUUGAUGAUUUGGGGUAUUUGAAGGGAGAUCAAGGAAUUUUGUGGAUUAAGAAUGAUAUCAGGAGAGUAGUUAGUUACCACACAGGUUUCGGGGCAGAGGGAAGUGCCGGCAAUAUUUUGAUUGAUGUUCAACGGGUUUCCGACAACCUAUUGAUGGGUUUGGCGGUUGAAAAUUUUCUUAUGAAAAUUUUUAAAAAUUAUAAAAGUUCAAAAACAAAAUUAAAUAAAAAUUUAAUUUUAAAAUAAAAAAAUAUUUUUUGGUUAAAGGAUGAUGUAAUUGUGAGACAAAUUAAAAGAAGAACAUAAAAGACAAAUAGGUAGUUAUGAAAUUAACCGCUAAAGGAAAAGCAUAAAGGGCAUAUAUUUAAUUCAAUUAACGAUUAAACACAACAUAGUGACUUAAGAAGAAUUUUGAGUGACUUCAAGAAGGGUAAAUGUCGAUUUGGAGGGAUAUAAUGGGAUUUUAAAGGAUUAAUAGGAUAUCGGUGAAUUAAUGUGGAUAUCGAAAAUUUAAAGGGAUUUUGAUGAUUUGGUGGUAUUGGGAGGGAUAUCAAGGAAUUUUGUGGAUUAAAAGUCAUAUCAGGAGAGCAGUUAGUUAUCAUAUAGGUUACGGACAGUUGGAA
This is a messenger RNA of Meloidogyne enterolobii, 681 nucleotides long. NCBI's taxonomy places the organism in Eukaryota, Metazoa, Nematoda, Chromadorea, Rhabditida, Meloidogynidae. The record is from the annotation of a GenBank genome assembly.